UGUUUUUUUGAAAACUGAAAACUACUCUCAAAGCAAAAACUCAAACCCCUCAAAAAGGAUCCAUUUUCAAACACCAAAAACUCCGAUGUCGAAUCCCCCACCGGCCGCCGGGAACGGCGGCGAAGACGGAAGCAAAAGUGAUCUGGAGAAGACGGUGGCGAAAACCGCCGGGUUCGUCGUCUUCUCGGGAAUCGCGAUCAGCAUUCUUAAAGCCCUCAACCCCUUCAACGGCAGCACUCCGACGCUCAGUGAGAAGCCUCUCACUAAACCUCCGCCGCCGUGCUGUCGUUCCUCUCAGCAGCCACGGCUUCUUCAGGCCCCUGUUACUGCAUCAGUGAAACCGAAUAUGACGGAGGCAGUGGAACAAAAUGUGGUCGAAUCUACAGGGAAAGCUGUGGAGAUUGUGAAGGGAGAUACACUUUGGGGCUUGUCAAGAAAAUAUGGGGUACCUAUCCAGGAAAUUAAGGAGGCUAAUGGGCUUACAAGUGAUACCAUAUAUGCUGGGAAGAAGCUUGUUAUCCCUUAGUAUGAUUGCUCCUUUGCAAUGGUGACUUUGUUGAUCUUGGUUUUUCUUUCUUGAAGUAGGUUAUGUUUAGAAUGUUUUGGCAAUGGUGACAUAGUUCAUCUUGGUUUGUUGUUCCUUUCAUUUUUCAACAACUAGGUUACAAUUAGAAUGUUACACUAUAUUAGAUGUGUUCUGUAUCUUGUAUGAAAUGACAAUGUUUGGGCUAAAUGUAUGAGAAGUGAAUCAUUUUGUA
Salvia hispanica is the source of this 758-nucleotide messenger RNA. RefSeq lists its product as uncharacterized. The record is from RefSeq and is a predicted model, not a curated record. Lineage: Eukaryota; Viridiplantae; Streptophyta; Magnoliopsida; Lamiales; Lamiaceae.